UUCGUAUAUUUAAUCAUGGAAGCAUAGAUUUUACAUGUUGCUCCAAACGAAAGUAUAGAAUCCGAGGCGGUAUUAAAUCGUUCAAUUUCAAUUAACGAACCGUGCUUGCACUGCCGCAGAAGCAUAAUCUUAUAUAUAUACCAAUUGUCGCGAAUACUAUAGCGUUAGGUUUGUCACCUACGAAGGCUGAAACAGAUAUUAUAUACUUGCGAGUAAUAAUAUGGCGCAUCAUAGUGAUCUGACCGUCCACUAAGGCAGACAGUAGUUACAUCGUGGUACGUUCUGACACGUUUCCUAUCCUCGCGCCGAUAACAAUGCGGGAGUGCAUAUCUAUCCAUAUUGGACAGGCGGGCGUCCAAAUGGGUAACGCCUGCUGGGAAUUAUACUGUUUAGAGCACGGGAUCCAACCGGAUGGACAAAUGCCCAGUGAUACGUCCGUCGGUUACGGGGAUGAUUCGUUUAACACCUUCUUCUCCGAAACAGGCACGGGGAAACACGUGCCGAGGGCAGUUUUCGUUGAUCUCGAGCCGACAGUAGUAGACGAAGUCCGCACAGGAACAUAUAGGCAGCUGUUCCAUCCGGAGCAGUUGAUCACAGGAAAAGAAGACGCUGCGAACAAUUACGCGCGGGGACAUUACACGAUAGGAAAGGAGAUCGUGGACCUCACUCUGGACAGGAUCCGGAGGCUGACAGAUCAGUGCAGAGGUUUACAAGGUUUUCUAAUCUUCCACUCGUUCGGUGGCGGCACGGGAUCUGGGUUCUCGAGUCUGUUAAUGGAAAGACUCUCCGCUGAUUAUCCAAAGAAAAGCAAGCUAACGUUUAGCAUCUAUCCAGCGCCGCAGGUAUCGACCGCCGUCGUGGAACCGUACAAUGCGAUUCUUUACACACAUCCAACCCUAGAACACUGCGAGGUGGCCUUCAUAGUUGAUAAUCAAGCUAUUUACGAAUUAUGCAGGCGAAACUUGAACAUCGACAGACCGACGUACACGAAUCUGAACCGUCUGAUCGGGCAGAUCGUGUCCUCCAUCACGGCGAGCCUGCGCUUCGAUGGCGCCUUGAACGUCGACCUCACCGAGUUCCAAACGAACCUGGUCCCGUAUCCCCGUAUUCAUUUCCCCCUUGCAACGUACGCGCCGGUUAUGUCUGCUGAGAAAGCCGGCCACGAGAGGAUCACAGUCGCAGAAAUCACGAAUUCUUGCUUCGAACCGAACCAUCAGAUGGUGAACUGCGACCCUCGCAGGGGCAAAUACAUGGCGGUCUGCAUGCUUUACAGGGGAGACGUCGUUCCCAAAGACGUGAACGCGGCGAUCGCCAUGAUCAAACGGCAGAAGCACGUUCAAUUCGUCGAAUGGUGUCCCACCGGUUUCAAGGUGGGAAUCAAUUAUCAGCCGCCCACUAUAGUGCCAGGAGGUGAUCUUGCAAAGGUAGAAAGGGCCGUGUGCUGUCUCUGCAACACGACAGCGAUAGUCGACGCUUGGGCUAGGAUUGACCAUAAGUUUGACCUCAUGUACGCCAAAAGGGCGUUUGUUCAUUGGUUCGUCGGCGAAGGUAUGGAGGAGGGUGAAUUCGCGGAGGCCAGGGAGGAUCUGGCAGCUUUGGAAUUGGAUUAUCGCGAGGUCCAGGAAGACGCUGCCAACACCGAAGAUGAAGAGGAAUAUUAAUUUACUUUUAACACGUUCGCUACCAGCGUCACGUAUUCGUGAUGGCUGUAAUCCUGUAAUUUGCAUAAUGAAAAUGAAAUUAAUCCUAUGGAUAUUGUUAUUAGAAAUUGUGAACUACAUUGUAUUUAGGAACUCAAUGACUCGUUUCAAUUUCAUGCUUCUAAUGUUUUGUUUAGAUUUAUUGGAUUGAAGAAAAUAUGAGACCGUCAGCGAAAUAAGCGUUGGUAGCAAACGUGUUAAGUAAUUUUCAAGAGAUCGAGUAAUUUCCACAUUUUCAAAUGUGAAACGUGUUACGCAUGUACAUGGCACUUGUUUCGCACUUAUUGCGACACGAUAAGGCGACGUUGGUAACACGAAGCUGCCUGUUUUAUAGAGAAAUUGUAUAUCCGUCUCCAUUUUCCACUCUCCUAAAAUGAAAGGGUAAUUGAAUAAUUACUAUUACGUUUUUAACACGUUGAAUGUCAUGGGGGUCACCGGUGACUCCUAAUCAAAUCGAAUUACUAUAGUUCAUCCACUUAAACGAUGAUUAUUUGAAAAUAUUUCUAUAUUAUAAAUAAUGAUACCUAUUGCGGUGUCCUUCAGCUAGAUCAACGUACAAUAAUAAUAAUGCGAUUCAAAGAAAUGAUUUAAUUCAAAUCGUGCGUCAUUCAACGUGUUGAAUAGGUACAAAGUAAUAGAAUUGAUCGAUGAUAAAGAGAACAGUGUUUGAAAGAUCAUUUUUCGGGACGAUCUACCUUUUAAUGUAAUGAUUGCGUCCUCCACUGAUGACGACAACCUGCGCUUCUCACGAGUUAUUUAAGAAAUAUAAUGAUUCAACACAA
Messenger RNA from Nomia melanderi (Alkali bee), 2482 nucleotides. Its product is annotated as tubulin alpha-1C chain. Lineage: Eukaryota; Metazoa; Arthropoda; Insecta; Hymenoptera; Halictidae. The record is from RefSeq and is a predicted model, not a curated record. Gene Ontology annotation, biological process: microtubule-based process. Gene Ontology annotation, cellular component: microtubule. Gene Ontology annotation, molecular function: structural constituent of cytoskeleton; GTP binding.